UUCUUCCUCAAAUCGACACACCGGCCCGUGCAAUUUCUCUCUUCUUCUCUUCUUCUUCUUCUUCGCGGUUCGAUUCUUUAUGGGUUUUGGGGUUUCUCUUCUUGGCGUUAAGUUUCAACCGUUCUUCUCAUCAUUUUCUCUGGUAAGUCUUCUCAUAGUGAGUUUCUGAGUGUUCCGGUCAUUUUUGGGUGUCGACUAAGAGUGAGAUUUUCGGUGGUUCGAUCGGUCGGUUUGGAGUUUUUUUGGAGGCGGUUGAGGUUCUUUGUCAUUCACCGCAAGAGAGGUGAGGUUGUAGACUGAGCCAUCAAAGAGUUUCCCCAAUCGUUUUAUCGAGUCGUCCAUUCGUCGCCUGAGGAGGGUGCUACAGAGGAAGUCGUCGCUGCUUGCUAGCCGCCAUCGCUACUGCCAAGACAGUGUUUGAUGAUUCCACUUGUGAGGGUGGCUGUCAGAAACAACGUCGCCGGUAAAACCUUCCAUUGCCCAAGGAGGUAGAUUCCGGUAACAACCUACCGGCGACGUUGACGAAAACCUUCCCCACUUCCUCCUCCUUAGGCAACUGUGUAGAUUCCGUUGCCCAAGGAGGAGGAAGUGGGGAAGGUUUUCGACAACGUCGCCGGUAAAACCUCCUUCAACGAGCUCUGCGCAGCACGAAACGGCAAUGGAAGAUAUGGGUACAUCAAUGGCGAAGACCCCUAGAAAGCUUGUUUCAUGUGUACUCCUUGAUUUGGAUGGAACUAUUCUUAAUACAGAUGGCAUUGUGAGUGAUGUUGUCAGAGGCUACUUGGUUAAGUAUAAAAAGCAAUGGGACGGGAAAAUAGCUCAUAAAAUUGUGGGAAAGACACCUUAUGAAGCUGCAACUACUCUUGUGGAAGAGUACGAGCUUCCCUUAACUACAGAUGAACUGCUAUCGGAUAUUAAUCCUAUACUCUCCACCAAAUGGUGCGAUAUCAAAGCUCAACCAGGGGCGAACAGGUUAAUUAACCAUUUAAGGGGUCAUGGCGUGACUUUAGCGUUGGUUUCAAAUUCUUCUAAGGCAAAUAUUGAGACAAAGAUAUCUUUCCAUCAUGGUUGGAGAGAAUCUUUCUCUGUUAUUAUAGGUGGCGAUGAAGUUGCCCAUCCAAAGCCAUCACCUGAGAUAUAUAUUGAAGCUGCUAAGAGGCUUGAGGUGAAUCCUUCCAAUUGUCUUGUCAUUGAAGAUUCAUUACCAGGUGUAAGUGCUGGUAAGGCCGCAGGAAUGGAAGUGGUUGCCGUCCCAUCAGUGCCUAAACAGUCCCACCUAUUCACCGAUACAGAUGAGGUGAUCAAUUCACUGCUAGAUUUGCGGUUAGAAAAUUGGGGUUUACCACCAUUUGAAGACUGGAUCGAAGGUACCUUACCUUUAGAACCUUGGUACAUUGGUGGUCCGGUCAUUAAAGGUUUUGGUAGAGGAUCGAAGGUCCUUGGAAUCCCCACAGCUAACUUGUCCACGGAGGAUUAUUCAGAUCUUGUUUCGGAGCAUCCCUCUGGCGUGUAUUUUGGAUGGGCCGGAUUAGCAGCUAAAGGCGUUUAUAAAAUGGUAAUGAGCAUCGGAUGGAACCCUUACUUCAACAACACCGAGAAGACAAUCGAGCCAUGGUUGCUUCAUGAUUUUAAAGAGGAUUUCUACGGCAAAGAUUUGCGUCUUGCUAUAGUAGGCUAUAUACGCCCCGAGACUAACUUCCCGUCCCUCGAAAGCUUAGUGGCGAAGAUCCACCAAGAUCGAGAUGUCGCAGAGAAAGCGCUCGAACUUCCGAUGUAUAGCAAGUAUAGGGAUGACCCGUAUUUGAAAGUCCGUCUUAGCACCAUCUACCAACAUCGCCGGAGUCGAUCGAUCUUACCAAGCAAAUGGGGUGUAGGAGUUUUUAAAAAUAGUAAGAAGGAAAGCACAACCCAAAUGGAAUUUAAUUUCCAAACAGAUAAGAGGUUCAAUACCAUUCCCCAAGUUGAACUCUUCAACAAGUUAAACAACUAUCAUCGAAUAUUCAAGCUACUGUUACGCUCUCUCUGGAAUCUGAAACACAACCAGCUGCUAAUCCUGAUAUAAAAGAACGUAGUCCACCCUGCACUGGAAAAAG
Molecule: messenger RNA, 2093 nt
Organism: Andrographis paniculata
Lineage: Eukaryota; Viridiplantae; Streptophyta; Magnoliopsida; Lamiales; Acanthaceae
Product: bifunctional riboflavin kinase/FMN phosphatase-like
Exons: 16
Coding region: 659-2062 (467 amino acids)
Biological process (GO): FMN biosynthetic process; riboflavin biosynthetic process
Molecular function (GO): riboflavin kinase activity
Source: RefSeq, a predicted model, not a curated record